Messenger RNA from Mytilinidion resinicola, 765 nucleotides. RefSeq lists its product as uncharacterized. Gene Ontology annotation, biological process: basic amino acid transport; transmembrane transport. The record is from RefSeq and is a predicted model, not a curated record. The transcript has 4 exons. Gene Ontology annotation, molecular function: basic amino acid transmembrane transporter activity. Lineage: Eukaryota; Fungi; Ascomycota; Dothideomycetes; Mytilinidiales; Mytilinidiaceae. The annotation marks the transcript as partial. Gene Ontology annotation, cellular component: fungal-type vacuole membrane.
UCUCAGAUCUAUGGCCAUCGGAAGACCACUCUGAUUGCUGCCGCUGCUAUGGCGAUAGGGCUUUUCCUCUGUCUAUGUAGAGCUUUUGGACUGCAAUUCUGCUUGAUGGCUGUCGCAGUCGUCGCUCUAUACCUUACUCUACGGUUACCAGGGACGGACAAACCAAAAUCACUACAUGCAGCCAAACGUGUGGACUUCCUAGGAGCUCUUCUUCUUCUCUUAGCUGUUGCAACACCCCUGUUUGCUAUUAAUCUUGGUGGAGACCUCCUCCCAUGGAAUCAUCCAGUAGAGAUUAUUUUACUUAGUCUCACGCCGUUCUUCGUUUCUCUCUUCUAUUAUGUCGAAACUCGAGUAGCCACUUCUCCCAUUAUACCGAUGCGAUUUAUUCGCAUGCCAGCUGUUAUUGCCGUGUUUGCGUGCGGCCUCCCUAUAAACUUUGCCUUUGAUCAACUCCUUUAUAGCUUUGGAACUUAUUUGGAAGCUCGGUCCUUCAACGCUAGCUCUACAUUCAGCGACUGGGCAUUAACAUGUGUCUAUCUCGGUCGACCAUUUGGCACUAUCCUUGGAGGCAUUGUGAUUAGGCAUCAACCGUUACUCUACGCAUUCUUCGACCUUGGACUGGCAGUAUCCGGAGAUCUCGGCAUCGCAAUUUCAUUAGCCACUACUGGCGCCUUAGUAAAAUCCAAUCUCCACUCUCGACUCAGCCAUUAUUCGAACGCGGAUGAGGUGAGACACGCUCAAACCCCGCCUGCCCGUCAUGUCUAA